UACAGGCAAGAUUCAAGAAGCUGAUCAUCACAUUAUCAGUUUCAAACCCCACUUCUUCAUCUUCAUCUUCAUCUUCAUCUUCUUCGUCUUUUCAGUACUAAACUGUAAUCAGAGAGACACACAGGUAUAUAUUGAGGAAAUGGGAAAGGGAUAUUGUGAGGAAGAGAUUAGAAGAAAGAAAGGGGCAUGGAGUGCAGAAGAGGAUACAAAGCUCAUUAACUUCAUGCUCAGUAAUCCCCAAUUUUCUUGCUGGAGAGAUGUCCCUAAACUUGCAGGGUUGCUGAGGUGUGGGAAGAGCUGCAGAUUGAGAUGGACCAAUUAUCUGAGGCCAGAUGUCAAAAGAGGUCUUCUUUCUGAUCAUGAAGAGAGAAUGGUUAUUCUUCUCCAUGCUCAGCUUGGAAACAGAUGGUCGAAGAUUGCUUCUCAUUUACCGGGAAGAACUGACAACGAGAUCAAGAAUCACUGGAACACUCGCAUCAAGAAGAAGCUAAAGAAAAUGGGAAUCGACCCUAACACCCACAAGCCUCUUUCACCGCCAAGGCCGGUCGAGCCGGAGGUAAUGGUGACGGAUAAUGACCAAAAAUUGAAUGUUGUUGGUUCAAUAAAUUCGAUAACCGAGAUUGAUUCAACCUCAAAAGAAUCAAAAAUCUCAGAGCCCGUCAUUUACAACAAAGACGAUGAAAAUAAAGCCCUCGAUUUUGAUCGAAUUAUGGAGUCAUUCAACGGUGAUAUGAUCUUCAUUAAUGAUCAAAUCUCUCCAUCUUCCAUAUCUUCUUCUUCGGACAAUGCUGGUUAUUACAACGACAUUAUGGCCGCCGCCGAUAUUUGGUACGAUGAUUUCAACGGCUGGGAUUAUUUUCUGAUGAACAGUGAGGAGAUCGCAGCCGUUGAUGGAGCUGUGCAGUGCCCUGUAAUGUUUUCAGAUCUUGAAGAACAGUCGUGGAAUUUUAGUUUCUUGUGAUUAGUUAAUUUUCCAAAAACGAGUUUAAUGUUACUAGGAAAGGGCGAAGUACAAUUAUUAUUAUUUUUUUUUAUGUAUAUAUUUAUAUAUUCGAUUAUCACUUUCGUCUCUCGUCUCGUAUUAAUUUUAUAUGUUUGUAUAUCUGUGAUGCAAGUUACUGUUUUUCACUUUAUGUAAUUUAAAAUUAAAAUAUCACAC
Molecule: messenger RNA, 1159 nt
Organism: Andrographis paniculata
Lineage: Eukaryota; Viridiplantae; Streptophyta; Magnoliopsida; Lamiales; Acanthaceae
Product: transcription factor MYB20-like
Exons: 3
Coding region: 140-961 (273 amino acids)
Biological process (GO): regulation of stomatal movement
Source: RefSeq, a predicted model, not a curated record